Acanthocheilonema viteae is the source of this 5103-nucleotide messenger RNA. The record is from the annotation of a GenBank genome assembly. Lineage: Eukaryota; Metazoa; Nematoda; Chromadorea; Rhabditida; Onchocercidae.
AUGGAAAAGCAGGCAAACAGGGCAGAGCGACUUGGUGCAUUACUGUCAUCACGCAAUGCUUUAGUACGACAUGAAGCUGCACAAGCUCUUGGCCAUUUCCCGCUUACAAAUCCUCAUGUUAUUGAUAUUCUAAAGAAUAAUUUCCAAUCAAGUGCAUGGGAUACACGAGAGGCAGCAGUUGAGGCAUUCCGAGCCAUUCUUAAAGUCAUGCCUUCCAAAAGUCAAAUUGUCUCACCGCUAAUCGAUAAUGUUUCCCGAUUGAAUCUGGAAGAUGUUGUACGCACCUAUCAUCCAUUACUUAGUUGCGAAGCAGAAUUGGUAACACGAAUAGGUGUCUGUAGUUUCGGUGAACAACGGAAAUUGGUUGAUGAACAACUUGAUUUCCAAUCUGUUGUUGGUAUCUCAUCUGGAACGUUUCUUUCGGAGGAUGAUUUCACUUCGUCUGGAAAUAUCAAGGAGACCAUUCCAGAGAAAAAGUUAGAUCUUGUAACUGCCGAUACUAUUGGUUGUGACGACAAUUUGGAAGAGCUAGAUGCAGCAGUAUAUUCACUCUGUAUCCAAUUGAUGCGUGAUGUAGUUGAUGUGAAAUGGGAAAUUCGACAUGGAGCUGCCUUGGCGAUAGCCUGUAUCUUAACAAUUGCCCCAUCUCGGCUUUCUCCAUCAUUGGUCGAUGUUUUAGCAACUAGACUUCUUCAAGCUGUUGCGCUCGAUAAAUUCAUUGAUUUUUCUUCCGGAAGAACAGCAGUAGGCCCAGUUCGCGAAGCAGUUGCAGAAUGUAUUGCGCGCCUGACAAUGGUUUUUCCAUCUCCAGAAUUCGUGGAUAUCAUUUUUGACCAUAUAUAUACGUUGCAUAAAAUGACCUGCAGUAUUCAUGCUGAAUGUCGAAACGCUAAUAAUUUGGAGUCUCAUAAACAUACGUGGUUCCAUCGUCAAGCGGCAUUGUUGAUAAUAAAGUAUCAUCUUGCCGGGCCAUACUAUGAUGUUAAGUUCAAUGAAAUCUUCAAAUUAUUAUUGUGUUCAUUUGAGGACUCCCAUGACGAGGUAUGUGCUUCAGCUUUGUCUGCGAUAACCACUCUUUUUUGCAAAACUAAUUUGAAGCCAGAAGUAUCGGAAAUGAUCUCACAUGUGGAACACCUGUUGGAUAUUGACACCGUAGCAGUUGAUCUUUCUUCGUUGUUAGUUAUCUGGUUGCAAGGUGAUCUGACACGAAAAUUACCCUACCCCGUGUCGAAUAACCUUUCUCGUCUUUUGGAUCCGCUGCAUAUCACUUUAUCGCUCAAAGUAAUCAGUGUCUUUUCUGUGUCAUUCUCUAGACCAGCGCCUUUAAAGGACCAGAACGAGUGUAGUGAAUUUGAAAAAUGUACAAUGUCAAUAUUAGCGUCUUUAUUCCGUAUUGUGCUUUUUACUGCACCACAAAAUACGGAGAAUCUCAUCGAAGCUUGUAUAUCAUGCGGAUAUCGUAUCGUCGAGUAUUUUAUAUUUGCAAAGCAUUUACCACAAGCUUUAGUUGAAACAAUUGGUCGUUGGACCGCUUGUCUUCUCAUUGAUGCACGAAAUGCAGAAAUUGAUCUCGAAAAAUGCAAUGUGAGUUCAGGCUCUAGUCGAAAUUCGACAGAAUGCCUAUGUGGUGAUGAAAUACGAUCUUUGAGUGAUAUGAUUCGGAUUGAUAUUGUCCUAACGCGUAAACUGCAUGUGGCCCGUUUUCUAGCUCCUCUGAUUUCAGUUAUUUAUAAUUUUCCUUCAAAAAUAGGCGAUCAGUCAUUGAAUGAAGCAGUCCAACUGCUAAUUACUCCUAUGAUGAAGUCUAUAGUAAUAAUGCAUAGGCUUGGUGGAGUACUGCUAAGUCAUGCUUGGUUUACAUAUAUCUGGAGGUCAGGAAUAACAAUUGAUAUUCCCAGUUAUGUAGCAGAAAUGCUUCACAAUUUAAUUAUGUCACCAAAUGCUGCUUAUGAUGACGAGAAGAUGUUUUUUUUAUAUCUCGAUAAUGCUUAUAAAGAUUUUGCAUCAUACUGUCGGAGGAAAGGAGUUAGUACAGCUCAGUUAUUCGAUGUGGAAGGACAUGGAGAUACUGUUGAUAACAAUGCAAGUGCACUUUACGAUAUCUGCUACAAUAUUUUGAGUGAUACGAACGACAAAGAAAUAUUGCGUUUGAGGUAUGAAAGUUUCAAGUAUGCCGUUGCAACAGCUAGAGCAGUGAUGACAUCAAACAUUUCACGUGUUAAUGCACUGACUGUUUCUUCCUUGCUCUUGAUUUAUCCGAGAUCUUUGUUGGAUUCUCCAUCAUUGAAUCCUUUUGUAAAACCUCUGAUGGAACUUAUUCGUUUUGAAGAAAACGUAACGUUUGCUCAGUAUGCUCUAAACUCAAUACCAAUUCUGUUUCGAAUAGCUUCCGAAAAACAACCUAAUCCUCAUGCCAAGAUGAUCAAGCAAAUAGUUGUGAGUUUGGUUUCGUGUGCUAAUCGAUUCCCUCCAGAAACUGAUAGAGAAGAAAUAGUUUUAUCACAGUCUGUAAGAGGACUUUUUUCUUCACGAUCUCAAAAUGCAGAAUACGUCAUUCGUAUGUUGGUAACACCCAUUGCUGGUACCGAUAUGGCUUCUCUUUUGGAUUUUAGAAAUCGCAGUUCCUUGAAAGAAUCAGCUAUGUUUAUGAUGGCUUAUACUGUUUUCGUUGAUGAAAGUAGGAUACAACGACGUGUUCCGCCUCACCUCUCCGAUAUUGUUUUGGAGCUUGCAGUACACUUGACAUCAGAAAAUGCGGUUGUUCGAUAUUGUGCUGCUCAGUGUUUGAGUAAUAUCGCUCGUAUAGACGGAUUUCUUCGGCCAGUCUUACAAGCUGCUGUAGCACCAUUGCAGAAAAAAUUACGCACGGGAGAAACACGGACGCACGUUCGAUGCGGGCUUGUAGAACUGAUUUUUCUUCUUAGUGGCUUCCAUGUGGAAAUGCUGGGAGGUCUUCGUUUGUUGGCUCCAUUAUCUCUACGUCUUAUGGCAGAUAGCUCUCAAAUUAUACGUGAAGCAGCCGCAAUAUCUUUUCGUAAUUUUGUACCGUUGAUGACAUUAAAAGCAAACCGAAGAAUCGAAGGACAGUCAGUUCUGGAAAAUGAUGUAGCAGAUGAAAUUUUUGGUGAUAAUACUCUUGAUCUGCUGUUGGGUGAUCCUACUCAGUUACCAGAGUUACGGUUGACUGAUAUCAAAGGACUAAAUUCUUCGACUUGUUUACGCCAGUAUCAGCAAGAAGGUAUUCGGUGGAUGUCAUUUUUGGAAGAGUAUGGAUUAAGUGGCAUACUUGCUGAUGAUAUGGGACUUGGUAAAACCCUUCAGACACUUUGUUUAUUGGCAAUGAAAAUCUACCGUAAACUUCAAGCAAAAGUUUGUGAAAUAUUGAUAGUCUAUACCGAUCUAAUCAAGUUUACUAUUAUUGAUUUGAUUGUUUUUCGGUCUAAUAAUGUUCUAAUUGUGUGUCCUCCAACUUUGGUUAAUCACUGGUGUGCUGAAUGGUCGAAAUUUUUUCCAAGCUUGUCACCAUUUCAUAAAAUCGAGGAGGGCUGUAAAGAAAAUAAAUUGAUGGAUAAGUUGCAAGAAGUUAUAGUUAUGUCGUACAACACCGUGCGGUUUUGCACGUAUGUUCAGGAUAUAGAAUGGUACUACUUGAUCUUAGAUGAAGGUCACAUGAUAAGAAAUCCUACCACUCAGUUAUUCAAAACUUUAACUAACAUUAAAGCUCAAAAUCGUCUCAUACUUUCUGGAACUCCUGUUCAGAAUACUCCAGUAGAUCUUUGGGCACUUUUUCAGUUCCUGAUGCCUGGUUAUUUGGGGACAAUGAGACAAUUUAAGUUGACCUUUUUAAACGCAAUAAAUGGGUCACGAAAUGUUAAUGCUUCCGUUCAGGAAAUAAAGGAGGGCCAGGAUGCGUUGGAGCGGCUACACAAAUCAAUUUUGCCAUUUGUUAUGAGGCGCCUAAAAACAGACGUGCUUGAAGAUCUACCUGAGAAGAUUGUGCAAGAUUAUAUGUGCAACAUGACCACUGUGCAGCGCUCUAUAUACAACCAUAUUGUCAACUUGUACCAAUCCGCUCGUCGAACUUCUAAUAGUCCAAGUUUUUGUGCUCUAGAAACCAUUGCCGAACUUCGGAAGUGUACUGUUCAUCCUUCUCUUGUGAGUCACAAAUCGUUGAAGGAUUUGGACAUAGACAAGCUGCAGGGUUGUGUUGAGGAAUCUGGUAAAAUAAUCGCUUUGAGGGAACUUCUUAAAGAAUGUGGCAUUGGUUCACGAGAACAUUAUACACUGUCUGAGGAAUCUGCAGUGCAAGAUAGUGAAAUAUCAGAAACUGAUAAUGGCCAUCGCGCACUUAUAUUUUGUCAGCGAUUGGCCACAGUUCAGCUACUUGUGAAUCUAUUUAGCUCUGGAGAAUUAGGAUCUGAUAUAAGAUAUGCUGUGCUGGAUGGCACGGUACCCGUGAAUGAGAGACAUGCUGUUGCUGAAAAAUUCAAUGUCGAUCCUAGUAUACAUGUGUUAAUUCUUACGACAAAUAUAGGUGGCGAAGGACUCAAUCUAAUCGGAGCCGAUAUUGUUAUUUUUUUGGAACACGAUUGGAAUCCGGUGAAAGAUUUGCAAGCUAUGGAUCGAGCUCAUCGCAUUGGACAAAGAUGUGUCGUGAAUGUUUAUCGAUUAAUUACCGAAAGUUCUAUCGAGCAAAAAAUUAUGCGAUUGCAGAAAUUCAAGACAGAUACAGCUAAUGCGCUAGUUGGUGCAGAUAACCGUUCUUUGCAAACGAUGGCUACAGAACAGCUUGUGGAACUUUUUGCGAUAGACGAUGUAUUGCCUGAAACUAGUCUUGAUGCGCGCCCUUUAAAAAAAUUACGUGAGAGUGAUGCACCCUCAACUUCUGAUCAAUAUUUCACAAAUUCGGACAUCGGAAAAAAGUUAAACAUUGAAGAAUUAUGGGAAUUGUCACAGUACGAUCGUUAUAAUGCUUCUUCAAUAGCGCACUCCUUCGAUUUACCUGGAUUGGACGACAAUUCUUCAUUAAUUUCGGAUACCUCUGGCAGUAGUGGCAUUAUUAACAAUAGUAGUGCCUGUAAAAAACUUCGGCUUGAUAAAUGA